This is a messenger RNA of Selaginella moellendorffii, 1017 nucleotides long. RefSeq names its product 39S ribosomal protein L45, mitochondrial. Bases 36 to 884 code for a protein of 282 amino acids. The transcript is spliced from 11 exons. Lineage: Eukaryota; Viridiplantae; Streptophyta; Lycopodiopsida; Selaginellales; Selaginellaceae. The record is from RefSeq and is a predicted model, not a curated record. Gene Ontology annotation, cellular component: mitochondrion.
AGUAUAUUUUAUUUUAGGGUUCUAGCGUGAUCGCCAUGGCGGCAUUGAGGCGAAGCGCGAGCCUCUGGCGCCUCGAUCGAUGGAGCACGGGUUUCGGGAGAAUCGGAGCGAUGAAGCAGCAGCUUUGCGAUCAGACUGCUUGGCGAUCGUCUGUAGGAAUCGAAAGAAAUCGCGGCUUUGCGGGGCUUGGAGAGUUCAUUCCUCGCAAAGAGAUUUUUUCUUCGGCUUUUGCUAUACCUUGGAGAGGCCUCGCGACUGCUCGUCAAGUGAAGAUGGAUUUCUACAUGAGUAGUCCCGGGUUGAUCGCGGAGAAAUAUCGGCCACCUCCACCACCGCUUCCGUUUUUCCAAAGGUGGUUCACACGACAAGGCUGGAGGCUCAAGAAGAAAUACCUCAUGGACAUGCUGAAAACAGCGUAUUGUCUAGCCAAACUCCGCAAAAAGCACAAAGGAUACAACCAGAAGGUUUUCUACCGGGAAGCGACUGAUUUGUAUAAGGAGAUAAACAAGCUCUCUGCUGCUGGCGAUCUGGGUAAACUUCGUAGGCUCGUCACGGAACACUUUUUUUCUGUGAUAAAGAACCAAAUCAAGCAAAGACAAGCUGCCUAUAGUCGCGUUCAUUGGGAGAUGGUUGGACAGAUCAAGCUGAUGAGAACUCUCCAGGGACGCUUGAUUGGAAUCGACAGGAAGGAUCUGGACAAUGCGUUCGUCCAGAUCACUCUUCGGAUACAAAGUAACCAGAUAUUCGCUGCUUAUGACAAGAACAAUAACAUUAUCAAAGGCGAUUUGGAGAAACCACUCUUGGUCGAGGACAUAUGGAUCUUUGAGAAACACCUCACGAGACCCGAUUCGACCUGGAGGCUCUGUGGUCAGCUAAACUUUUGAGUCAAAUUUCCUUCCAGAAGUUACUAGCGGAGAACUUACAAAAAAAAUUGUGUAUGAGUGUGACGGUUUUAGCUGUUAGCCAGCUACAAAACUUCGAUCUUCUCUUUUAUAUAUCCUACACAAACAUCAAGCG